Messenger RNA from Prosopis cineraria, 865 nucleotides. RefSeq names its product VQ motif-containing protein 17-like. Bases 234 to 722 code for a protein of 162 amino acids. Gene Ontology annotation, cellular component: nucleus. NCBI's taxonomy places the organism in Eukaryota, Viridiplantae, Streptophyta, Magnoliopsida, Fabales, Fabaceae. The record is from RefSeq and is a predicted model, not a curated record. The transcript has a single exon.
AUCUCUGUCUUCUCUCCUGCUCUUGCAUUUGUCACUCAAUUAAGGAUUCAUCUAAUAAUCCUUCCUCUUAGAAGACAGCUUGUUUCCUUUCUCCAGAUUAAUUCCCACUUUUCUUAAUAUCUCUACUUAUUCUCUGUGAUCCGAACAGUGCAUCCCUACCUCUCUUCUCAGCUUCCUCUAUAUAUCUUGUUCUCGUUCAAACAAGUGCUGAAAUCAAUCUUCUGCUGCUUUUAAUGGAGAACGGGGUGAAAGGUGAGACGAGUAUUGUUAAUGGAGCCGGAGGAGGACACCUGGGGAUGCACAAACACUCCCAAACCAUAUCCAAAAUGAAGCCCAAAAUUCGCAUCAUUCACAUAUUUGCUCCGGAAAUCAUCCAGACCGAUGUCCACAACUUCCGAAAACUGGUGCAGAGGCUAACCGGAAAACCAACCGCUAUCCAAAACUACAGCAGAAAGACUAAGCAGGAAACGCGUGUAUCGGAAUCAAGAGAUGUUGCGGACCCUGUGAAAAUGGAGCUCACAGAUGGGUUCCUGGGGUUUGAUCAGUCGACGGAGAGAUUGAUCAAAGAAGAACAAGGGUUUUACAAUAGUGAGAUCAGCUCCGGCGGCUACCUGAGAGGGUUGGAGGGCUUCAUAUCUGAGUUCGGCAAUUUCCCAUUUUCCCCUAAUUCGGAUGCUGCUCAUCGUCACGCCCAGGAGUUUGAAGAUGCUCUUUUUUCUUAGACACUCGCAUGUGUAUUACAUUUGCAUGUUUUGACCCCUUUUUGUCCCUUCCAAUAUUAUUGUACGUUGAUAGCUUCUGGGUUUGAUCAUCAUAUAUGUACUUGUGUCUUCUAGGAAUUAUCAUAUACAGAUUUGUUUAUUCA